AUGCCCACAAUUACCAGUGCUGCCUCCGUGGAUACCGUCCUGAAUGCACAGCAGACUCGUAGGGCACUUAGCCGACCAGGGGCAUUGGCUCAGUUCCUAAAAAACGAAAGCCGACUCCUUAAAAAUAUUCCGGCAAAAACUGAGUAUGACGCCGUCAUCCAAGAAUAUUUGGACUUGGGCCACAUGCGUCAGGUUCCAUUUGACGGCACUAAUAACAAUUUUUAUUUGCCACACCAUGCGGUUUUCAAGCCCGACAGCACCACAACAAAGGUACGGGUAGUUUUUAACGCCUCUAGCAAGUCCACCAACGGAGUAAGUCUCAACGACAUACUUUACCCUGGUCCGGUACUUCAGUCCGAUCUCACUACUCAGAUUCUCAAGUGGCGUUUUUUCCGAGUAGUUUUCAAUGCCGACAUCACAAAAAUGUACCGCCAAAUUAUGGUCGAUCAAAUCCACACGCCAUUUCAGAGGAUCCUGUUCCUCGUCGUGGCUCUGACGUGGCUUGCUGAAAGGUCGUGCUCGAUGGUGCGGACUUGA
This is a messenger RNA of Drosophila willistoni, 537 nucleotides long. RefSeq lists its product as uncharacterized. The transcript is spliced from 2 exons. The record is from RefSeq and is a predicted model, not a curated record. Bases 1 to 537 code for a protein of 178 amino acids. Lineage: Eukaryota; Metazoa; Arthropoda; Insecta; Diptera; Drosophilidae.